AUGUUUCUGAAUACUUUGUCACCUAAAUUUUAUGUGGCUCUAACAGGAACAAGCUCAUUAAUAUCGGGGCUUAUUUUGAUUUUUGAGUGGUGGUACUUUAAGAAGUACGGAAAGUCGUUUAUUGAGCAAAUUUCUUGGACCCACAUAUAUCCACUCAUUGGUGGAAGUGAUGAGGAUAAUGAAUGUGAUAGUGUGGAAUCUAAUGGUCCCCUAGCGUCUACACAAGAGUGUAAGGUGUGGAGAAAUCCUUAUAGUUUGUUUAGGGGGGCGGAGUAUCGAAAGUUUUUUCACGAAACAGGUCGCGACCCCCUGACGUAUUAUGAUAUGAACUUGUCUGCCCAAGAUCACCAGACGUUUUUUACAUGUGAAGCAGAUGGCGGAAAGCCUGAGUAUGAAAUUAUGCAACUCUCAUGGAGGGAACGAAAUCACGAAGAAAGAAUCAAAAAGACCAAGGAGGCCUUGGCUAAGAACCCUGAAUGUGCAACUGCAAUGAUCUUGCUUGCAGAGGAGGAGUGCUCCUACAUCGUAGAUGUAGAAAAAGUAUACAGACAAGCAUACAAAGUUGCUGAGACAAAUCUUCGUCGUUCUCAACAGCUUCAAAAUCACAGUCCAGCACAUGAAUCAAUGUAUCGGAGGGAUAUACAUGCAUUUGUUUUCAUUCGACGUCGACUUGCAAUGUGUGCAAGAAAAUUGGGUAAAUUGAAAGAAGCAAUAAAAAUGAUGAAAGACCUUAUAAAGGAAUAUCCUAAUUUAAAUCUUUUCAAUAUCCAUGAAAAUCUUAUUGAAUGCUACCUAGCUGCCCAGCAAUAUGCUGAUGCUCAGGCUUUCCUAGCUAAAUACGAUGAUAUCAACUAUCCGAAAUCAGCUACUAUAUGUUACACUGCAGCUUUACUUAAAGCCAGACAAGUCUCUGAAAAAUUUUCUCCGGACUUAGCGUCACGUAGGGGUUUGAAUGCAGCUGAACUGAGUGCUGUUGAAGCUAUUCAUCGAGCUGUUGAAUUUAAUCCACAUGUACCAAAAUACCUUCUUGAAAUGAAACCUCUAAUACUGCCUACAGAGCACAUUUUAAAACGUGGCGAUUCUGAAGCCAUAGCAUAUGCAUUUUUUCAUUUAGCUCAUUGGAAAGCUGUAGAAGGUGCAAUUAAUUUAUUAUAUUGUACAUGGGAGGGAACUUUUCGACUCAUUCCAUAUCCUCUAGAAAAAGGAAACCUCUUUUAUCCAUAUCCCCAUUCAACUACAGCGACCGAUCGAGAACUUUUGCCAAGUUUUCACACACUAUCUGUGUAUCCGAAAAAAGAUGUGCCAUUUUUUAUUCUAUUUAUUGCGGCUCUAUGCUCUUUAACAGCUAUACUUACAUGUUUAACUCAUGUUUAUCCUGAACAAAUGGGAUCACUUUCUAGUAAGACUCUCAACUGGUUUUUCAGUCCAAUCAAUUAUCUAUUGGAAAGACUAGAAGGAUUACUACUUUUGUUAGCUCCAACGUCUGCUCGAAAGCUUUUAACUUAA
Schistosoma spindalis is the source of this 1506-nucleotide messenger RNA. The record is from the annotation of a GenBank genome assembly. Lineage: Eukaryota; Metazoa; Platyhelminthes; Trematoda; Strigeidida; Schistosomatidae.